AUGCAUCGAGUGAUCACAACAUUUCAUAUUCCUCUAGGAACAUAUUACCCACAGCCAAAUAUGUGUGUAUUGAUACCAGAAAACUGUCAGACCGUAGAGGAAAGUUUUAUUAGUCCUAAAAGGGGAAAAAAUCUUGAAUCACCAAUAUUAAUAAAGCAUAUACUAAAUAAUAGACGACCAAAUGUAUAUGCAAUUUUUAGUGAAGACAAUCCCAUUAUCAUAAAAUUACCACCAAGAGCCAAACUAACCAAACAGUCAACACGACCCAUAAAGUUUUCGUCUGAAUUUAAUACAGGUCGUUCUGCUCCAACUUCUGAUGACAUUAAAAAGUUUGACCAAGUAAGUCAGUCACAUUCUCAUAUUUUGACUUGGUCUCAGAGCUUAUUUAUCAAUAAGAGCAUUAAAUGUGAUAAUGAUUAUGAAACUGAUGGCGAAUGUAUGUAUGGUAAAAAUAAUACACGAUUAACUGUUAAUAAACAAUGCAACAGCUUUAUAAAAAAAAUCGUAACAAUCGCGAUGUAG
Messenger RNA from Macrosiphum euphorbiae (potato aphid), 522 nucleotides. The record is from the annotation of a GenBank genome assembly. Lineage: Eukaryota; Metazoa; Arthropoda; Insecta; Hemiptera; Aphididae.